CAUAAAGGCAUGAAUCAGUCGUUCUCGAGCUAUAAGCGUUCGAGGGCGUUUUACUCGCGCUUUGCGUCGUUCGUUAAACGUGUUGCCGGUUGCCGCCGUGUCAUCCGCCAUUUGACCUAUUUAUCAGAUCCUAACAAAACUGAGUGACAAUUUAGUCCUUCCAAACAGUGCCUAAAAAUGUGUGAUGAGACGGUGUAGAACGAAAAAUAGUCUAAUGCGCGGAAAUUUCGUACAUCGAAAGUGCCAAAUCAAAUUCGUGAAAUUUUAAGUAUACAACAAACGAUGGAUAGUUCGCGCAAACCGGAAAAGAAGAACCCUCGGAAGGGUGCCUUCUGUCUGUCGCAGCUAAUCUUCGCGUGGCUUUUGCCACUGUUCUACAAAGGCAGCCGGUACGGCCUCAGCAAGGACGAUCUCACCAAGUGCCUGAAGAAAGAUAAGUCGGAGGAGCUUGGAGAUAAGUUAGAAGAGCAAUGGGAGAAGGAAAUAUCUCGUGCGAGGAGGAAAAAUCGAUCUCCCCGUCUAAGGAAUGCGUUGUUCCACACUUUCUACAAACAAUCUCUAUUCGACGGAUUUCUGGUGUUUAUGUUCAUCUUCAUUAAGUCGAUACUGCCCAUAGUGUUAGCUCAGCUCUUGAUACAAUUUCAAGCCCCCUCAAACACAACUCACAUCGUGACUACACCCAUCGCACCACCUGAUGUCCUGCUCACUACAACUCUGCACUUCCUCCGCGACCAGGAUGAGAACAACACAGAAUGGAGUCGCGAACGGAGAAGUAUUGACAGCAAAACGAACGCUCUGAACCUCAACCAUCUGAAUGAUAACAACUACCGAGAUGAGGCUCAUAACAGCAGCCGAGAUGACGAAUAUUUCGACCUUGGGGAUGACGAAGAAGCUGUGAAGUUCAGAGGACUAUCAACCGUAGCUGACUUUAUCGGUCACAUGUGGAACGAUGCGUACUGGCUGUCUGGAAUUUUGGUGGCAUUGACCUUGCUAGGAUGCUUCUGUAAUCACCACUCGGAUUUGAGACAGCGAUUAGUGGGUGCGCGAAUGCGAAUCGCGUGCUGCUCGGCCAUAUACAGAAAAACACUGAGGAUGUCCAAAAAAGCAGCUGGACGAACGCCGGCAGGUUAUUUGAUUAAUUUACUUUCGAACGACGUCAGCCGGUUGGACUAUGGUUUCAUCUUUUUGCACUAUGUUUGGGUUUUGCCCUUGCAGGCCGUCUUCACGUGCUACAUUAUCUGGUGUAGCGUUCGAUGGGCUGCCGUUGUGGGAGUAGUUGGGCUUUUGCUAAAGACCAUUCCUGUCCAAACGGGUCUUGGUCGUCUCCAAUCGGUGCUACGCAUGCGCGUCGCCAAACGAACAGAUCAGCGCGUUGGGAUCAUGAACGAGCUGAUACAAGGUAUCCAAGUUAUCAAGAUGUACGCUUGGGAGAAACCUUUCCGCAGUGUGGUAUCGAUAGCGCGUAAAAAAGAGGUUCGACAAAUCCGAUGGGCUUCCUACAUUCGGGGUAUUUAUCUCAGCACCAUGAUGUUUACGGAAAGAUCAACACUGUUCCUAGCGAUUGCUACGUGCUUCGUCGAAGGGCGACCCAUCACGGCGGAUAUCGUCUUCCCAAUGGCCCAAUUCUUCAAUACCCUUCAGCUCACGGCCGCUAUUUUCUACCCACUAGCAGUUUCGUUAGGAGCUGAGGCAUUGGUUUCGAUCGAUCGUAUUCAGGAGUUUCUCGAGAUGGAAGAGCAAAACAAAAAAAUGGUAGGUUUACACAAAAAUGAAGAUCUCAUGGUCAAGGAACAACCGGAAUUCGCCGUAGUGCUGAAUAAUGUCUCCGCAUGCUGGGAAGAGGGUAAAGAGAAAACACUUAAAGAUUUGAAUCUGAAAGCCAAAUCGGGCCAACUAUUGGCCGUCGUCGGACCUGUUGGUGCAGGGAAAAGCUCCCUUCUUCAACUGCUUCUGGGCGAAUUACCAAUGCUAAACGGAGACACCACUAUCAACGGGGACAUCUCGUAUGGAUCACAGGAACCCUGGUUGUUUGCCGGAACGGUCAGAAAUAACAUAAUAUUUGGACUGCCAUACGAUCGCAAGCGCUAUCAGGAGGUUGUUACACACUGUGCCUUACUGACUGAUUUUGAGCAACUGCCGGACGGUGACAAGACGGUUGUCGGAGAACGUGGAAGUUCACUGUCGGGCGGACAGCGUGCCCGAGUGAAUCUAGCUCGAGCGGUUUACAAAAAUGCAUCAAUAUAUCUUCUCGACGAUCCGCUGAGUGCAGUCGAUACGCACGUGGGACGUCAUCUUUUCGACGAAGUUAUGGGACCAAAAGGUUAUCUGGCAAAGCAACAUGCAACGCGUAUUCUAGUUACUCACCAGGUCCACUUUUUGAAAGAUGCUGAUUGGAUUGUUAUUAUUGAGAACGGCAAAAUACUUAUGCAGGGUACUUAUCAGGAACUAUCUACCAGUGAUUUAGAUUUCGGCAAAUUGAUGGGAUCUGCUGAAGAAAGCGAAAAGGAUCAAGAUAAUGAAGACAUAGAAGAUGUUAUGGAUGAAGACAUUCCAUUCAUCGAUGGUGUAAGGAAUGGAAAGCUGUUAAAAAGUUCCUCUUCGAUACAAGGACUUUCAUCCCUUUCGUGUGCCUCAAGUGUGAGCGAGAACCUCGGACGCACUACGACCGAAGAUCAGGCGGAAGGAAGCCUUCCACUGAGAGUGUGGACGACAUAUUUUCGAGCUGGCGGCAAUGUUUUACUUCUAUCGUUCACCUUAUUCAUGCUAAUCUUCUCCCAAGUUGUAGUCAGUGGAUCAGACUACUUUGUGACUUAUUGGACCCGGCAGGAAGAACGCCGUGUUAGGGACAUCCCGGUGACGUACUCCACCGGUGAACUACUUAUAGCCUAUGGCAUUAUCAUAAUUGGAGUUAUAUUUUUCACUAUCUUCCGUGGUUACCUGUUCUUCAACAUUUGCAUGAAGGCAUCCAGGACGCUACAUGAUCGCAUGUUUGCGAAAAUACUUGCCGCUCCAAUGAGAUUUUUCGACACAAAUCCGUCAGGUCGCAUCCUCAACAGAUUCUCCAAAGACAUGGGUGCGAUUGAUGAGCUGUUGCCUAAGGCAAUUAUGGAUGCAGUUCAGGUGCUGCUUGUAAUGGUCGGUAUUUUGGUGGUGAUAUCCAUCAUGAACCUGAUCCUCCUGCUUGCUCUGCUCGGAGCCGUUGUACUAUUUGCGGGAACCUUGAAACUCUAUCUUCGACCCACUCAAGAUCUCAAGCGCCUGGAAGGCAUAUCUCGCAGUCCGGUCUUCUCGCAUCUGGCUGCAACACUUACGGGACUCUCAACCAUCCGAGCGAAUGAAGCGCAGCAGAAAAUCACCGAAGAGUUCGAUAAUCUUCAGAACGUUCACUCGGCCGUUUGGCAACUGACAAUGUCCAGCAAUGCCGCGCUAGGAUUGUGGUUGGACUGCAUCAGCACCGGUUUUGUGGCUUGCGUAACGUUCAGCUUUAUACUGCUUCAUCAAGAAACAUACAGCGCCAACGUAGGUCUCGCCAUAUCGCAAGCGAUGAUUCUGACAGGAAUGGUGCAGUACGGAAUUCGACAGACAGCCGAAUCGAUCCAGCAAAUGACCUCAGUCGAAAGAGUGAUACAAUACACGGAAAUUCCAUCGGAAACCGAUCCGCCAAAGGUCCCAUCAGCGGACUGGCCUUGGCAGGGACAGAUCGAGUUCCAGAACAUGUCGUUACGCUAUGAUGCGGAAAGUGAACCCGUGUUGAAAAAUCUCGAACUGACCAUAGCACCAACCUGGAAGGUGGGAAUCGUCGGAAGGACGGGCGCCGGGAAAUCAUCCCUAAUAGGAGCUCUCUUUCGAUUGGCUCCCAUCGAUGGGAAGAUUUUGAUCGAUGGCAUCGAUACGGGUAUUGUCUGUUUGGAAUCUCUUCGGUCGAAAAUUUCGAUCAUCCCCCAAGAUCCGGUACUGUUCAGCGCUACUAUAAGAUACAACCUAGAUCCGUUCGAUCUGUUUGAUGAUGAUGCUCUGUGGAAGGCGAUUAAUGAAGUCGAACUUCGAUCGGCAAUUCCAGGAUUGGACUAUAUGGUUACCGAGAGUGGGACAAAUUUCAGCGUAGGACAGCGUCAAUUGAUUUGUUUGGCAAGAGCAAUUUUGAGAAACAAUAAAAUUCUGGUGCUCGACGAAGCUACGGCAAAUGUGGACCCACAAACUGAUGCACUCAUCCAGAAGACAAUCAGAGAGAAGUUUAAACACUGCACAGUGCUCACGGUGGCUCACCGUCUACACACGGUGAUGGAUUCCGACAGAAUGUUGGUUAUGGACGCCGGCAGAGCACGCGAAUUCGAUGCUCCUCAUGUCCUCCUACAGCAAGAAGGAGGAAUACUGAGAGAUAUGGUGGAAGCAACAGGUCCCUCGGAAUCGGAAUCUCUCAAAAACAUCGCGGCCGAAACUUAUGCUCGCACACAUCACAGUCGACAACUAGUCGACGUUUUACCGAAUCCUUGGCGUUUUAGCAAGGAAAAUCAGUAAUACAUUGAGGAGAUUUUUUUUUAUUUACUUAAACUAGAUAAUAUAAGUACAAGGCCAAAUUUGAAACUUAAGCAGGUGGACACACUCAUACGUCUGAGUUUUGAUAAACAGCAUAUCAAUAUAGAGCAUAUAUUUCAGAUAUUGUACAAAAUACAACCAAUCAACAAACAGGUUGCUCUACAGCUUCCGCAUCUGCAACAA
Messenger RNA from Toxorhynchites rutilus septentrionalis, 4719 nucleotides. RefSeq names its product ATP-binding cassette sub-family C member 4-like. Gene Ontology annotation, molecular function: ATP binding; ABC-type transporter activity; ATP hydrolysis activity. Lineage: Eukaryota; Metazoa; Arthropoda; Insecta; Diptera; Culicidae. Gene Ontology annotation, cellular component: membrane. The transcript is spliced from 11 exons. The coding region runs from base 283 to 4518 and encodes 1411 amino acids. The record is from RefSeq and is a predicted model, not a curated record. Gene Ontology annotation, biological process: transmembrane transport.